UCCAUUCCUGAGAAAAAAAGAAAAGUUCCCGUGUUAACCUGUUAUCUUCUCUUCGGAUUUAAUUGCGGUUACUAUUCACGUGGUCCGAAAUGAAAAUGAUUCUUGCUGGCGUGCCACUUAUCCUACUGUUGUUAUUUACGAACAGAAUGGUUAAUGGUGCCGGGUUAAAGGUGGGUUACUACCGUCAUACAUGCCCUGAGGCAGAGGCAAUUGUAAGUGAUGUUGUGGGCAAAGUUCUUAGAGCCAAUCCUGGUUUGGCACCUCCUCUCAUAAGGUUGCAUUUUCACGAUUGCUUUGUAAGAGGUUGUGACGGGUCAAUCCUCCUCGACUCCACACCAGGAAACGUUGCAGAGAAAGACGCCCCUGCAAACAAUCCCAGCCUUUCAGGCUACGACAUCAUUGAUGCAGCAAAAUCUAGAAUAGAAGCCAAAUGCCCAGGACUGGUUUCUUGUGCUGACAUAGUGGCUUUCGCUGCAAGAGACAGUGCCCAUCAAGUUGGUGGAUUAAUGUGGGCUGUUGAGGGAGGACGAAGAGACGGGAGAAUAUCUCGAGCAUCGGAUACUCCGGGGAAUCUUCCACUUUACUCAUCCGACGUAAAGCAGCUGACACAACUCUUUGCUCGAAAACAUUUGUCCCAAGAGGACAUGGUUACUCUUUCAGGAGCACAUUCAAUUGGGAGUUCGCACUGCGCUGCUUUCAGUGAUCGUCUGUACAAUUUCAGCGGCAGAGGUGGGGAGGACCCUUCGAUGGAUCCUCACUAUGCUCUUCAGCUCAAAGCCCAAUGCCCCCCUUCAAAUCCACCCAACGUCGUUGUUUCAUUCGAUCCUCUGACCCCUAAUAAUUUGGACGUGAAAUACUACGUCGAUUUGCUACAGAGACGCGGACUGUUAUAUUCUGAUCAAACAUUGAUGUCAAAUAAUUCUACUUCCAGACUCGUGAAGAUUUAUGCUAAGUAUCCAGCCAUUUGGAGGAAGAUGUUUGGGAGAGCGAUGGUAAAAAUGGGGUCAAUUGAUGUGUUGACUGGACCGCAAGGUGAGAUAAGGAAGCAGUGCCACGUUCCCAACUAGCGAAACCCUUUUCUACCCUCAAGAACAGUUAUUAUUAUAAUAUUACAGUUCUGUUACGAUUUUCAUUAGUUUCUGAUAAGGACAAGAACAGGAGGAGCUGAUGCAGUGUGGAAUGCCUGUUCAAUAAAAACAAAGGAUAUUUUCCAUGGAAUGUUCACUUUGUAAAUGUUGAAUUUUUUAAUUGAAAGUGAUAAAUUAAAA
This is a messenger RNA of Cryptomeria japonica (Japanese cedar), 1268 nucleotides long. RefSeq names its product peroxidase 5. Gene Ontology annotation, molecular function: peroxidase activity; heme binding. The transcript has 4 exons. The record is from RefSeq and is a predicted model, not a curated record. Gene Ontology annotation, cellular component: plant-type cell wall; plasmodesma. Gene Ontology annotation, biological process: response to oxidative stress; hydrogen peroxide catabolic process. Bases 90 to 1067 code for a protein of 325 amino acids. NCBI's taxonomy places the organism in Eukaryota, Viridiplantae, Streptophyta, Pinopsida, Cupressales, Cupressaceae.